This is a messenger RNA of Cheilinus undulatus (humphead wrasse), 6099 nucleotides long. It is a transcript of the gene stag2a, whose product is annotated as stromal antigen 2a. NCBI's taxonomy places the organism in Eukaryota, Metazoa, Chordata, Actinopteri, Labriformes, Labridae. Gene Ontology annotation, cellular component: nucleus; cohesin complex; chromatin. Bases 283 to 4110 code for a protein of 1275 amino acids. The record is from RefSeq and is a predicted model, not a curated record. Gene Ontology annotation, molecular function: chromatin binding. Gene Ontology annotation, biological process: sister chromatid cohesion. The transcript is spliced from 34 exons.
GCAAAACAACGAAAAUACAAACUGUGCCUUUUAGGCUAUAUUAGCCACCGAGGAGCUUCUCAACGUUAGCUAGCUGUUAAUUACAUUAUUUCAGAGGGUUGACAAAUGAUAGUUUGUGUAGGGAAUUAAAGACAGCAUCCUCUUUGCAAAGCCUACAGCGUUUGGAUUAUUUGGUUACAGUCCGUCUUUGAUUUAAAACGAGGUGGAGCUGAGAAGAAACCUUGUUUUGGGUCCAGAGCAGUAGAAGCAUUUACUCCAGCACAUCCAGAAAAUGUUGAAGAAAUGAUAGCAGCGCAGGAUUUGCACGCAGAGUAUCAAUAUCCUCAGGAGGCAGAAUCCCAGUUGUCAUCAGAUACCGACCUUGAGGAUCCUGAUGGCAGAAAUGCAAAGACCGGAAAGGGCAUGGCUCUCUGGAAAGGGAAGAAGGCACUCGGGGAUAAGGCCAAAGGUGGGGGAGCAGGGAGGGUCCCUGGUCCCGGCUGGGUAAAUGGUUAUCACCAGGAGAAUGGGAUGGAGAAUAUGACCCUGUUUGAGGUGGUUAAAAUGGGGAAGAGUGCAACACAGUCUGUAGUUGAUGACUGGAUUGAGGCAUACAAACAUGACAGGGAUGUUGCUCUUUUGGACUUAAUCAACUUCUUCAUCCAGUGCUCUGGCUGUAAAGGUGCUGUGAGUGGAGAGAUGUUCAGACAUAUGCAGAAUUCUGAAAUCAUCAGAAAAAUGACAGAGGAGUUUGAUGAGGACAGUGGUGACUAUCCAUUAACUCUGUCAGGACCACAGUGGAAGAAAUUCAGGACAAGCUUCUGUGAUUUCAUUGCUGUUUUGGUGCGUCAGUGUCAGUACAGCAUUAUUUACGACGAGUAUAUGAUGGAUACGGUCAUCUCCCUGCUCACAGGCCUGUCAGACUCACAGGUCCGAGCGUUCAGACACACAAGUACACUAGCAGCCAUGAAGCUGAUGACGGCCUUGGUGAACGUCGCUUUAAACCUGAGCAUCAACAUGGACAACACGCAGAGACAGUACGAGGCGGAGAGAAACAAGGUUGUUGCAAAAAGAGCCAAUGACAGGCUGGAGCUCCUGUUACAGAAGCGUAAAGAGCUUCAAGAAAAUCAAGAUGAAAUUGAAAACAUGAUGAAUGCAAUUUUCAAAGGAGUAUUUGUUCACAGAUAUCGGGACGCCAUAGCUGAAAUCCGAGCGAUUUGUAUUGAAGAGAUUGGCAUGUGGAUGAAGCUGUACAGUGAUGCCUUCCUCAAUGACAGCUACCUGAAGUAUGUGGGCUGGACCAUGCAUGAUAAGCAAGGUGAGGUGCGGCUGAAGUGCCUGACGGCUCUGCAAGGUUUGUUCUACAACAGAGAGCUCGGAGUACGACUAGAGCUCUUCACAAGUCGCUUCAAGGACCGCAUCGUGUCCAUGACUCUGGACAAGGAGUAUGACGUCGCAGUGCAAGCCAUUAAACUUCUGACGCUGGUCUUACAGAGCAGCGAUGAAGUUCUUACAGCAGAGGACUGUGAGAGUGUGUAUCAUCUGGUUUACUCUGCACAUCGACCCAUUGCUGUUUCAGCAGGAGAAUUUCUGUUUAAGAAGCUCUUCAGUCAUCAGAGUCCUGAGGAAGAGGGGCUCCCCAGGAGGGGCAGGCAGAGUCUAAAUGGCAGCCUCAUCAAGACCACUGUCUUCUUUUUCUUGGAGAGUGAGCUCCAUGAACACGGGGCCUACCUGGUAGACAGUUUGUGGGAGUGCGGCUCAGAGCUGCUGAAGGACUGGGAGACAAUGAUCAGCCUGCUGCUGGAUGAGCCCGUGCCCGGAGAAGAAGCCCUGACUGAUCGCCAGGAAACAGCUCUGGUUGAGAUCAUGUUGUGUGCUGUUCGACAAGCUUGUGAAUGCCACCCUCCAGUGGGCAGAGGCACAGGGAAAAGGGUCCUGACUGCAAAAGAGAAGAAAACCCAGCUGGAUGAUCGGACACGGAUCACAGAGAUGUUUGCAGUUGCUUUACCUCUGUUGUUAGCAAAGUACUGUGUCGAUAUUGAUAAGGUGACCAACUUGCUACAAAUACCUAAGUACUUUGAUCUUGACAUCUACACAACUGGCCGGCUUGAAAAGCAUUUGGAUGCCCUGCUGCGACAAAUCUGGGAGGUCCAGGAUAAGCACACGGACACUGAGGUCCUGGAGGCCUGCUCCACCACCUACCACUAUCUCUGCAACGAAGAGUUUACCAUCUACAACCGCGUGGACAUCGCUCGCUCCCAGCUUCUUGACGAGCUUGUAGACAAGUUCAACAGGCUCCUGGAGGACUUCCUUCAAGAGGGUGAAGAGCCAGAUGAGGACGAUGCCUAUCAGGUUUUAUCUACACUCAAGAAGAUCAGCGCUUUCCACAAUGCACACGACCUUUCAAAGUGGGAUCUCUUCACCAGCAACUACAGGCUUCUCAACACAGGUCUGCAGAAUGGAGAUAUGCCUGAACAGAUUGUGAUUCAUUCAAUGCAGUGCACACAUUACAUCAUCCUGUGGCACCUGGCGAAGGUUUCAGACAGCACGUCAGUAAAGGGUGACAUGGUGACCUUGAGAAAGCAAAUGAGAGCUUUCUGUUUGAUGUGUCAGCGUUACCUGAACAGCAUCAACACAGCAGUUAAAGAACAGGCCUUCACAGUACUGUGUGAUCUGCUGUUGAUCUUCAGCCAUCAGAUUAUGUCUUCAGGCCGGGAACAGCUUGAACCUCUGGUCUUUAUGCCAGAUGCCUCUUUACAGGCAGAGCUGCUUAACUUCAUUUUGGAUCAAGUGUUCAUUGAUCAGGAUGAUGAUAACAACAGCACAGAUGGACAGCCAGAUGAUGAAGCCAGUAAAAUUGAGGCUCUGCACAAGAGAAGGAACCUUCUCGCUGCCUAUUGUAAAUUAAUCAUUUACAAUGUUGUGGAAAUGAAAACAGGAGCAGACAUAUUUAAACAGUAUAUGAGGUAUUACAAUGACUAUGGCGAUAUCAUCAAGGAAACGAUGAGUAAAACACGACAAAUCGACAAAAUUCAGUGUGCAAAGACACUCAUACUGAGCCUGCAAACGUUGUUCAAUGAGAUGUUGUCUGAUCUUGGCUUUAAUGUGGAUCGUUCAUCGUCGGCCUUCUGUGGCAUAAAAGAGCUUGCACGGCGCUUCUCGUUGACGUUUGGCUUGGAUCAGUUAAAGACCAGGGAGGCUAUUGCAAUGUUACACAAGGAUGGAAUUGAGUUUGCUUUUAAGGAACCUAGUCCGCAUGGUGAGGGGGGUCCUCCUCUAAAUCUAGCCUUCCUUGAUGUCCUGAGCGAGUUCUCCAGCAAACUCAUGCGGCAGGACAAGAGAACAGUGCACAUGUAUCUGGAGCGGUUCAUGACGUUUCAGAUGGCCCUGCAGAGGGAAGACUGCUGGCUGCCCCUCAUCUCAUACAGGAACUCCCUACAGGCCGGAGGGGAUGAUGACACCAUGUCUGUCAUUAGUGGAAUCAGCAGUCGAGGAUCCACUGUCAGGAGUAAGAAAUCUAAGACAUCCACUGUUGGCAAAAGGAAAAUGCCUGAAGCAGAAGAGAACAGCUGCAGUAGCAGUGAUGCAGUCUGGAUGAACCGUGAGCAGAACAUGCAGACACCAGUGAUGAUGCACUCACCCCACCUCACCUCCACUGUGCUGAGGGAUCCAAAGAAGAUGAGGCCAGAGGACAGCUACGCAGCUGCAUACAGCAUGCAAGCAGAGCAGCUUCCCCAUCAGACUUUGCACCUGCCACAGCAGCAGCAGACACACCAUCACCAUCAGGCUGCCGUAGAUUACAACACCCAGGUUACUUGGAUGUUAACUCAGAGGCAACAAGCUGAGGCCCGACAGCAGCAGGAACGGGUUACCAUGCACUAUGCUAAGAUGAGGAACCACAUGCAGCAAGCCAUCCGUCGAGGUACUGGACUCAUGGAGGAUGAUGAGGAGCCCAUAGUGGAGGAUGUGAUGAUGUCAUCAGAGGACAUCAAUGAGGGGAUGGAUUUUGACACAAUGGACAUUGACCUGCCGGCAUCAAAGAACCGCAGAGAAAGAACAGAACUAAAGCCAGACUACUUCGAUCCAUCUUCUAUCAUGGAUGACUCAGUUCUCAAUGUGUCAAUGUUCUAAACAAACUGGAUGGAUCAAGUGUUGUAGAAAUCCCAGGAGAGUAACAAAGGAUGACUGUUUUCAGUGAAAAUCAGGAUGGAGUGAAAUGGACUACUAUAAAUAGUUUGUGAGACACCAACGUUUGCCUCUUCAAUAUUUUGUUAAAACCUAGAGGGAGAGCCUGAAUUUAAUUUUUUUUCUGAUAUUUUCACAAACUGGACUUUUGUCACACUGCAGCAGAAAUGUAAUGUUUGUAAAAACAACUUAAUGUGAGCUUUUCCUGAGGUGAUGCAGUGCAGAUGAUGAUUAUGAUGCAUUAUGUGGCAGGCUUGUGGACAAUAACAAAUGGAAACUCAAAUGAAUAAUAUAUACCUUUAAUCUUCUUCAUUCAGUUGACAGAACUUGUAAAUACAUAGCAGCCAAUAUAUACAGGAGGGUGAACACAACUUCACUAACAUCAACAGUAGAAAUGUAAAAGCCCUGCUAAAUAAUAAUAAUACCUUUAUAAUGCUUUAAACUGAACACUACCAUGACACUGCAUUCUGUCACAGAGGUGUUAAUUUCACUCAGUCGUAAUUUUAGAGCCAUAUUCUUGGAAAUGAUCCAAUCAAUGCCUCUCUGACGUAAUGGUAACUUAAAUUGAACACUGUAAGCUUCUUAAGACAUCAGUUAUUGCAGGGCUGUCGAAGUGGACUGCAUCACUUUUGAAAGCUAUCAGUAAUAUUGUGUUCACCUGCUGGACUUCUAAACUGUAGACUUUGGCAUGGCAUGCAGCCAUAUAUGAAACACAUACACAGUAAAGUAUAAUGUGAACUGGCGUCUCAUACUGUUCAAAGGCCUUGCCACAAAUGAUAUACGACAUUCUCAGAUUUCUUUGUGAUGGUAUUUUUUAGAAAUAUAUGUGUUCUGCUUUUAUACCUUAUAGAUGACUUUGAUUUAUAGAUAUUUUGUAAUGACAAUCAAAUGUAAAUUAAUGGUUUCUAAUCAAGUUAUUUCACAUAGAUGCUGAAAUAAUCCUUUUUAAUGAAAACAAUUAUGUUACUAUAUAUAUACGGCCAACUGUUUGUAUUUCCUUUUAUUGUCUAUAACCAUUGGAUGCAUAGGAAAUGAAUUGCUCUUAUGUAGAAAUCUGACAAAUUGAUGGCUGCAUCUACUAUUAUUUUUUAAUAUUGGAAGCAUACAUGGUGUCAUACAUAAACUUUUGACUCAACCUUUAACAUGUAAUCUCUCCUAUACCUUGAAUAUUUUCCUCCACUGUACAAUAUCUAAUAAUAUCUAACACAAACAUGCCAUAACUUCAAUUUUUUAAAAGAUGGAUUUGAACAUUGGUCGGGAAAAGUGUGUGUGUUUUUUUUCUUCCAGUUUGCAAGUGUGUAAAGGAUUUUUCAAAAUGCCAAUGUAUUUGAUGCACCAUUGUUGGUUGUAUAUGAGUUAUAGAGUUAUUCUAAAUUACAAAGUUUUAGAAUUCUUUGGUCAACUAUCAUGGUAAAAGAAUUGUAUAUUAUACAAUAACAAAUGUGUAAUAUAUUGUGAAUCAGUACUCUUUUAUAUUUGCAGGUUCUGUUUGCUUGAAAUUUAGGGAAAGAAAUAUGCUAUUAUUCAAAGUAAACCUACUAAUUUGCAACAACACAUAGAGAACAUUGUUUUGUUUGUCUUUCAGUGAAUUGUUGAGAUUUUUCUUUAUCUGUGUAUUGGCCUGGUUGGCAGUUACAGAUUUAAUGGAGAACAGUGUAUUCAUGUUGUAGUUCAACAAAUCCCUAAUUCUCUCAGAAUCUCACUAUAAACUGGAGAAACAAAUCACAUUGCCAUGAGCAUUAACCACACACUUAAUACUGAAACUCAUCAUGUUAGGCAGAUGUUAAAACCUAUCCUAGAAUUUCCUGUAAAUUUACAUUUAUCGUGUCAUCUGGGAUCUUUUCUGUUUUGCAUUGAACUGCUGAAAAUGUGCAUACAUCUGUAUGUUUACACAUAUUUAAAUAUUUGUGUAUUAAAAUUUGUGUUUUUACUCCA